This is a messenger RNA of Closterium sp. NIES-67, 733 nucleotides long. NCBI's taxonomy places the organism in Eukaryota, Viridiplantae, Streptophyta, Zygnematophyceae, Desmidiales, Closteriaceae. The record is from the annotation of a GenBank genome assembly.
UCUCGUAGCCUAGAUUCUGUCGUUGCCGCUCUCUAGUACCCGAACCGACCCUCUUUCCUCGACCCCGAGCUCCGCGGCUUCGUCGGCGAGCCCGUUUGAAUAUAACGCGAAUGACGCAUUCGAUCAUGAUUCGCGAGACCGCGCUCGCAUCUUAGUGGGCCUAAAUCGUACUCCUCCGAGCGUGCCUUACCAUAAGGCCUGCAGCUGCAGCAGCGCUGUGGCCCGAUAGACAUCCUCCAGCGAGGACCAUUCCCCCCAUUGUCGCACGAAUCUCUUUCCUCCGCUGUCUCUCCCUCUCCCUCUCCCUCUCCCUCUCCCUUCUGUUACAAGAUCCGUGUCGCUCGCCCAGCCCCGAGCGCACUGCGCUGGCAGGGAAAUCGGAAGGGCACCAGCACGCCGAGAAUUCCGCGAGUGCGGGGAGAAGCAGCAGCUCGCAGAGCAGGGGGAGGGGCUGCAGCGCGCGGAGAAGGGCAGGGGAAAGGCGCGGGGAAGGGCGGGGUUGGCGGGAUGUCGGGCAGCGGGGGAUCACUGAGCGGCUUAGGGGGGGGCGUGAGCAGCGGGUUCGUGGCGGGGGGGAGACGGUGGGAAGAUCUGAGAAAAGACGCGCGCAAGCUGGAGAGCGAGGUGGACCACCGCCUGGCAGCGUAUUCCAAGCUGGGGGCGGCCUUCUCCCUCGCCUCCUCCUCCACCGCCGCUGGCUCGCUGCCCGACCCGUCAGAGGCCCAGGUACUGC